Messenger RNA from Porites evermanni, 936 nucleotides. The record is from the annotation of a GenBank genome assembly. Lineage: Eukaryota; Metazoa; Cnidaria; Anthozoa; Scleractinia; Poritidae.
AUGGGUGAAGCAAGCGUUGAAAUGGAACACUCCGAAAUCCACUCACCCAUCAGUUACUCAAUAGCGGGGACUGUCGGCGGACUGUUUUCAGUAACUGUUGGUCACCCCCUCGACACCAUCAAAGUCCGUCUUCAGACAACAGCAAUCCUUGCCCAAAAGACCAAGUUCCGCGGUACAUUUGACUGUAUUAUGCAGACUGUGAGAAAGGAAGGCGCGUUGGCUUUGUUCAAGGGUCUAUCACCUCACUUACUUCUCUCCGUUCCAGUUGCGAGUCUGACGUUCUGGGGUUACGGAAUGGGACUGAAACUUCAGAGUAAAGAUCAGAACUUCGAUGCAUUGACCCCGGUGGAAAUAUUCAACGCUGGUUUAAUUUCCGGCACUUGUGUGUCAGCCGUAGUCGUGCCAUUUUAUCUUGUCAAGUGUCGCCUUCAAGUACAGCAAUUGUCUAGUGCUAGUGCGCAUUACGAGGGACCAACCUCGCUAGCUUUUCACAUUUUUCGCACUAAUGGCUUACGAGGGCUGUAUAGGGGGCUCUCCGCAAAUCUCUUAACGGCACCCGCAACAGGAUGCUAUUUUCUUUCGUAUGAGUAUCUAACAAGGGCGCUUCUUCCAGCGGGUAUAUCGCGCGAUGAUGUAGGGUCCCUUCCGGUACUUAUCGCAGGAGGUAUCGCUGGGACAGUCUGGUGGUUAGUAGGGCUUCCUGCAGAUGUGUUGACAAGCCGUAUUUGGACGGCACCCGAAGGGAAAUAUCCCAGGGGGGUUAGAGAUGCGUUAAGGGAGUUAGUGCGGAAUGAAGGCGUCUUUGCAUUGUAUAAAGGGAUUGUUCCAGUUCUGCUAAGGGCUGCCCCUGAAGGGGCGGCACUUUUCUGGGGAUAUGAGAUCACUUUGAAAGCAAUUAACUGGAUGUCAAAAACCUUAUCUCCGACUUCAGAGUAA